CAACCCUCGAGACUUGCUCACAUUGUUUGCCGUACGCUAUGAGCCGUUGUUCCAGGUCCAUCGAACCUCAAGUUUCACGAUCUCGCUGCCAUUAAGCUCCGUCCGCUUCCUGCGAAGCUCCACUCCGUUUCAGUAUACCCUGUAUCUACCAUCUUGCCCACAGUAAUCUCUAUAUAUCGCCAAUCUGGUGUGGGGAUGGAUCCUCGUUUUCCGGCCACGCGCGAGGAGCUUUACAAUGUCCAAAUGGACGUCAAACAAAUACACAUUGUACAGAAUAACCAUGCCGACAGACUCUCCCGCUUAGAGAAGCGACAAGCCGAUGAUGCCGCCAUCAAGUCAGUUUGGAACUCUCCAUUCCCAAGCGCUCUGAGUGGCACUCCGCAGCAUGGCCCGAUACAAAUGCCUCCAAACGAGAUAUUUGACGACUUCGAAGAACAAGGCCAGAAUCUCCUGGGCAGCCUACACCUUGACGCCGAAGAUGAACCAACAAGACGGGGUGCCGCUUCUAGAGCCAACAGCGUCCGUUUCGAUGAAAGUGCCUUGCAAAGCGCCAGCUGGGCACAGAACGGUCGGCAAUCGGGGGAUUUCGGUCCCAUACGACCUGGUAGCGGAUUAGGUACCCAUGGAAUGAUGGAACGUUCACUAUCACAUAAGUCGGAUGGCAGACACAGCUCAGCCGGCCACUCGGUGCAUUCAAUCCACUCCCACCACUCGGUCGCUUCUGGCCGGGGAAGUAGUCUAGGUCUGGAUACAACCUUUACACCUGGUGGCCAGGAAGAAGAUUCUCCGGUGGGCAUUCCAGAACCACCGCCGAGCUUUUACGUUCUCGGCUCGGUUCCGUCGAUCGUUAGGUGCUGGCUGACGCCCAACUUUUCUCACGACACUCUCCUGUAUGCAGAUAUAUGUACCGGAUCACAAAAGUCUAUGAUAGAGUUCUCCUUGGUUAAAGACUUGGACUUGGUAGAUGAUAUCCACCGAGAUUUGGACGGAGUCUACCGCAUUCGACUGCAUGUGUAUCUCACAGAAGCAACUGUGGCCCAUUCUAAUCCGCGAGGCCUUAGUCCUGCACCCCAAAUGCCAAGCAUGGGUUGCACGUUCGAAAUAGCUGGUAUGGAUCAGCCCGACAUUCCAGACGCAAAGAGGGUAAUCCGCAUUUUCAUUGGGAGCGAAACUUUGAGAGAACACUCGGCGGACGUUCUUUUCUCACAGAAUCGAAUGACUCUGUACAGCGGCGAUCGCGAAAAGUUGUCGGUGCCAUUCGUACGCCCGGAAGACCAUGGGGCUUUUAAAAACAUUCGUACCAUGGCUAUUUACACCGAAAAGCCCAAAUUGAACGCUACAGCGCGCCCGUUCAUUCUUGGCGAGACCAAAACGCCACUGGCCAGUAAUGUAACUUCCGACUCAAUGCCCGUUAAAUCGGCUCAAGACGGGCCAGAGCCCCAAGAAGCAAACACACCCAAUUCAGAGCAAGCAAAUCAGCAAGCUAUAACCGCAGACAAUAGUACCGUAUCUGAAAGUGGAGGCGAGAGCGAGAAACUAUCUAAAGAGAACGGCUUGCACGAACACGUAGGCAUUCAAGAUAGAGAGCCUCAAACCCAAGCUCCGGAUACCUCGAUUGAUGGGGCUCGUCGCGCAUCAGGACCAAGCAGUAUUUGGAACUCAUGGCGCCAAGGAACAGCUACCAAUGGUGGCGAUCAAAAAGACAGCACGCCUUUGAGCGGAUACCAACCGGCGGGACGCGGUCGCAACAUGAAGGUUCUCAAGCCGAUGAAGCCAUCGUCGUCGUCAACUUCAACUCGGACGGGAGCGUCCUAUGAGCCGGCACCGCUGGCUAGGAGCAGUGGCGAGCUACGACGGAAGAGUCAAGGGGUAGCAGAGGGGAGUGCUAGUAACGCAAUCCGCUGGGAGCAGAAGAGGACAUCAAUUAGCGGAGCAGAGUCCAAGGCAGUUCCAAUAACCCGGGAAGCUCGGAGUGUAUCCAGUACACCUCGGACAUCGACCAAUCCAGUUGGCGGAGCAUCGGCUUUUUCGUGGAUGACACCGUCAAGCAAGCCUAAGACUCCGACAACAGCACCUGACUAAUCCAUUUGGUACGCGACAAGACCAAUUGUUUGUAGCUUUGGGCCAGUGCUGUUCAGCCUCGCCCCAUCAAUUUUGAUGGCUUCUCCUAGCUAGCAAUAUUUGAGUUUAGAAAAAAAUUCGAAAAUUUAUUAAAAAGUAUGCAUUCGCCGAGGGGUGACACAUUGAAACCUGAUAAUUCAAGUCGCCGCGUAUUAUAUAUAUAUGUUCGUGCCUUCAUCAAUCAUCUCCGUUUCUCGGCUACAUGCAAGACCGGGCAUGAUGUAACUGCAGAUGGCGCUAACUAAUACAGAUAGA
Messenger RNA from Xylaria bambusicola, 2376 nucleotides. RefSeq lists its product as uncharacterized. The transcript is spliced from 2 exons. The record is from RefSeq and is a predicted model, not a curated record. Bases 196 to 2082 code for a protein of 628 amino acids. Lineage: Eukaryota; Fungi; Ascomycota; Sordariomycetes; Xylariales; Xylariaceae.